Molecule: messenger RNA, 1579 nt
Organism: Cephus cinctus (wheat stem sawfly)
Lineage: Eukaryota; Metazoa; Arthropoda; Insecta; Hymenoptera; Cephidae
Product: zinc finger protein 33A
Biological process (GO): regulation of transcription by RNA polymerase II
Molecular function (GO): protein binding; RNA polymerase II cis-regulatory region sequence-specific DNA binding; DNA-binding transcription factor activity
Source: RefSeq, a predicted model, not a curated record
AAUUUCUUCCAAAAAUGUAAUUAUCUCAAACAUUACAAUCAGAUGCACGGUGAGAAAAUCACGUACAAGUGUCCACAUUGUCCAACGCAAUUUACCAACAAAUUAAGUUUCGAUAAACAUGUAGAAAGCCAUAUUAAACCGGCGCAGUAUUCCUGUGCAUCGUGUCAUAAAUCAUUUCACAAGGUGUACCAAUUAAAGCGUCACACGCAGACAAGUCAUAGCGGGAUGAUAUACCGCUGUCCCUUCUGUCGAAUGACAGCACGACAUAGACAUAGCAUGCGAAGACACUUUGAACGUCAGCAUAAUAACCUUCGAGAAAAAUGGGAUCAAUCUGGGUUUGUAAAUCAACUCAUUGAAAAAGCUCCAACGUUAUCGACUGAAGAGAUUCAUAUAUCAAAACAGCAAAACGAUGUAAUACAAGUGACAUACGAAGAUAUUAAUUCUAAAGAAUUCACAGGGAAACAUGAAAACAAAAGAGAUGAAGAUAUGUUGACAUCUGUGCCAGGAGUAGAGCAGAACGAAUUUACUCAACGAAUGGAAAACAAAACGACACAACUAAAUUCUGAACAAAUCGCUUGUACUCUGUUACAUGGACAAGAGAUAUUACUACAAGUGGCAGGAAUUGAACAAACUACUACAUCGGAUACUGCUGAUUUAUCAUUAACAGAAGUGCCGCAACUCAGUAUAAGUGAAUCGGAUAGCCGUCUAACAGAAUCUGUAUUGGGAAAUGCAUAUAUUUUCGGCGAGGACGGUGGUGAUAUAAUGUUUUACGUAUUAGAUAGUGGGCCAGUAACAAAUGAAUAUUAGCAAGAGGGCUCAUUUUUUCACUAUUACUGGGGUAUAAAAUAUAGCGAAAUCGUAUUAUUACGCUUAAUAUUAAAAAAACUUACUACUGUCAUUGGCAUACAAUGCAUGAAAAUAUCACAAUAAUCACGUAUACGUUUGAUUCGCGAUAUUAGAUCCGUAGCUGAUAUAUUUACGAGAAUAAUGGCUAAUUAUAUUUAACGAAAAAUUCCUACGUCGCGUUAUUCAACGAUCACAAAAAAAGAAAUAUACCACUGUUCAUAAUCCAAAAGAAAACUGUGAUAUCGAUUACACAACCAAGGCCUUGAAAUAAUACGAUUGCCUAGAAAGCCUGAUGCAUUUUAGAGUAAACGUGAAUGCACUUAUUAACUUCUAUGUAUACCAUUUCAAUGGAUAAUGAAUUUAAUGAAUUCAGUUACAGAGGCAGAAUCGUCAACGUUCACAAUUUUCAUUGCCUUUAAAUCAUCUAUUUAUGCAAGGUUAAUGUUGUGCAAUUUAAUUUUAGGAAUCAUUUUUCUAAGAAUCUUCGAUUUUCUACACUCCACAAUAAUGAAUGUUACCAAGCGAAAUGCAUAAGACUGAUUCAACUGUGAUAUACAUGUCAAACAUAUGCAGCAGAGAGGCGAACAUCUCCCAGAGUAUAUGUUAUGUGUAAUCUCUAUUCUAAUGAAAAUAAUACGAUGCUAUUAAGAUCAAAAAAGUGGUGUCUCGAUCUCCUAUACUGAAAGAUAUAAAUAAAAUUGGUGACACUGAUCGGUGUGAUAAUAUUUGGAUA